AUGCAACCACUGUCGCACAAUGCGAAAGUCAGCUCUUCCCACGUCAAGUGCGACUGCGGCGAGAAAACGAGCAAGUGUGCUCACUUGCAACAGCCUGUUGACGGGCAUAAGGAGACCUGUUGCUGCAAUCAUGGUGGGCGCUGCACCUGUGCUCAUAAGAAGGAACCUACCUUGGACACCGUUCCGGAAGCCGAAUCCGAUCGCGAUCCUCUAGAAGCUGCGGCUACACGGCCCAAGCCCCCCAUUAGACGACGACGAGCCAACACAGUCCACUCAGACGGCAUUCUGUCUUUUGACCAGAAUGGCAAUCAUAAGCCAGCCACCAAGCACAAUCGCGCAGCUCAAAAGUGCGGGCCGUAUCAACUCAACCGGGUAAAUUCCACAAACAGCGCCAGCAGUCUUGGUGCCGGCUCAGAGAGCAUGCUAUACCAAGACGGACGACUCCCCGAUUCCUUCAGCAACCGCUCUCGGGCUGCGACAGCUCGCGAACAACGGCGUGUCAAGUCGGAGACUGCUUCUCCGCUGAUGUCCGGUGGCAGCUUUCCUCACUUACAAGGUGGACUGCCUCCCCUGGAUCUGUCGGGCAUCGAAUACCCUUCAUACGUUAACAACGGCACCUUUGAAAUGUUUGGCUCGGGUGUCCCCUCAGAAGUAGAUGGACCGAUCUUCAGCGCUGGCCUCAGUGCGGCGUCUGUUGACUGGAGCCACUAUGACCUAAGCGAGGCCAAGCCGGAGAACUUUGCUCCGUCGAGCUACAGCCAAGCCGGCGCUCAGAGCUUCAACGGCCUCUUUGAUUUCGGGAGCGGCUCGGAUCAGCUACCGCGUCUGGCCAACACUACGUCAACAUCUGGCGAAGUUUCUGAGGUUGAGGACUUCAUGGGCAAUGGAGAUGGAGAGCUGGAUGGCGGCUUUGGUGCAAGUAGUUUCAUUCGCCAAGCCAACAUUGUCGGCAGCGCCACGGACCUGACCAGCAUUGACUAUGACAGCUUUUACAACAAGAGCACAGAAAACAAUAUUGCUGUCGGAACCAUAUCCAUGGUAGAAGAAGAUCCAGCUUUCUGGAUGCCAAACUACAACGAAGCCAUCGCCACCACUAUGGAUGAAAGCCCAGAUCAACUGGCUGCAACCUCGAUGGGACCGUUUUGGGAACUAUGA
This is a messenger RNA of Pochonia chlamydosporia 170, 1155 nucleotides long. RefSeq names its product Copper fist DNA binding domain-containing protein. Gene Ontology annotation, biological process: intracellular copper ion homeostasis; intracellular iron ion homeostasis; positive regulation of transcription by RNA polymerase II. Gene Ontology annotation, cellular component: nucleus. Gene Ontology annotation, molecular function: copper ion binding; DNA-binding transcription factor activity, RNA polymerase II-specific; RNA polymerase II cis-regulatory region sequence-specific DNA binding. The coding region runs from base 1 to 1155 and encodes 384 amino acids. The record is from RefSeq and is a predicted model, not a curated record. The transcript is spliced from 2 exons. NCBI's taxonomy places the organism in Eukaryota, Fungi, Ascomycota, Sordariomycetes, Hypocreales, Clavicipitaceae.